This is a messenger RNA of Saitoella complicata NRRL Y-17804, 818 nucleotides long. RefSeq lists its product as uncharacterized. The transcript has a single exon. NCBI's taxonomy places the organism in Eukaryota, Fungi, Ascomycota, Saitoellomycetes, Saitoellales, Saitoellaceae. The coding region runs from base 37 to 792 and encodes 251 amino acids. The record is from RefSeq and is a predicted model, not a curated record.
GAUCUGCAUUCUGAGCCUGUUUUGGACGUUGUCGAAAUGUCACUGAAGAUAUUUGAACUUUGUGUCGAUGGAAUCGUUGUCCCGGUGGGUGUGAAGCAUGUGGAGAGUUUGGGAAGGUUGCUGAACCGCAUCAUUGCGGUGGAAGAGAAGUUGGAGGAUCCGCUGUUGAGGAAGCAAGCGGAGCUGAUAACGUUGUCGCUCCUUCGAACUCUUAUCAGCAUCUCGAAUGGUCCUGCUGUUUGUGAUGCCAUGGUGAUGACCUGUAUCGUUUCUAACCUGUUGCGGUUCGUUUGUGUGCCUGGGAUACUGUCAGAUGGUAUCAAGUACGAGGACGGUACUACUGAGGAUGCAAAAUAUGAUAAACUCCUGUUCGGUCUUGGUUUGAUGAACAGGUUAGCGGAGGAGAGUGCCGUUCUGAAGGAUAAGAUUGGACAAGCUGAUGGAUUCACCUUUGCUGGUCGAAGUGGUCUUGAAGGUCUUGCCGAUCAGUUCAAGGAUAUGCACGCAGUGUUUGAUGGCAAAGGAAAUCUCGGAGAGUUCGAAGUCGAGCAUGUUCAUGCGUACGGAUAUCUCGCGACGCUCUUGGCGCACCUCGUCCAAAAAAGUCAAGAAACAUUGCAUGCUGGCAACCUCGCCAUCCUACGUCACCUCCUGCCCGGAAAUGAUUUGCGUGCUAUUACAUCAGCCCUGACCAUGUUCACCGGUGUUCUCACGAAUGAGGAACAACGGAAUCAGAGUUUACUUGCGAAUAUUGGACAUAUAUGUGCUGUUUUGAAGGCGUUGGACAAAUAGGUUAUCAUCGGUUAUGGCGUUUCAGC